Molecule: messenger RNA, 1473 nt
Organism: Pollicipes pollicipes
Lineage: Eukaryota; Metazoa; Arthropoda; Thecostraca; Pollicipedomorpha; Pollicipedidae
Exons: 3
Coding region: 232-780 (182 amino acids)
Source: RefSeq, a predicted model, not a curated record
CGCGCGGGCGAUUUUGAAGGGAGCACCACUCGCAGAAGGCGACUGUCCCGGUGCGCUCAAAUAAAGGUUGCAGCCGGCCGGUCGCCCAGUCAAGGGCUAGUGCAGGCGGGGGAAGUAUCUCGAGACUCAGCGGCGCAGAGAGCAGGGUAGCGAGGGAGCAGAGACUGACGGACAUCCAGAUCAGUGUGACCGGUGGUCGUGCCGACUCUCCACAUCUUUUGUGAUUUCAUCAUGAAUACGAGGCCACUGCAGCUGACGUCUGUGGUGCUGGCGCUGUCGGCGCUGGCUGCCGGCCGGCCCUUCACCGGCCACUUCACGCUGAUCCGGCCCGAUGGGCAGACCAUCAGCCAGAACUACAUCGACGCGCCCGGCACGCCCGGCCACUUCCAGAACAAGCAGAAGAACUCGCCUACCUACUUUAUCAAGCUGGCGCCGUCACCGUACACCUUCGUGCCCGGGCUUGGCUACGUGAGCAACCCACCGGUCAAGAACCCCUUCUUCAGCGUCAACUUCCCCUCCAACGGCAAGCCGAAUGGCCUGUACUCGCUGAGCGAGCUGCGCGGCACCACCACCACGCCGACCCCCAUCUCUCGCGCCGACAGCCCCGUCUCGUGGCUGCAGGGCAGGUACAUGUUCAACGGCCGGCCCAGAGAUGGCGUUACUGCCGUGCGCGCGCCGGCCAGCUCGUCGCUGCUCAACGCGCUGCUUGCGCGGAAUGCGAACAGGAGCCCGUCGAGGUUCAGUUCGCGCCGUGGCAAGAUUGACCUGUCGCUUUGGUAAGCGGCUGUGUGGCGUGCGGCGUGAGGCGUGAGAAGAUCCUCACAAAUGGCGUGAGGCGAGCCAGCUGGCCGGCCGCCGAGGCGGUUGCCAUGACGACGUAGAGCGGGCCGCAAGCCUGCUGCCCCGAUGUCUUUCCAAUGCUAGGACAGCUGCUGGUACCAGAGGCCGUGGUGAUCUCCUGUUGGACCGAGCCGUUGACACCGCACUGCACCACCGCACCAGCUGGCGGCGUGCGCACCAACACGUGCCGACACGUACCGUCCGGCAUCCCCGCGACGUCUGGCUUGAGCAGCUGAUUCGAGCUCCACGAGCAACGUGUUCUGAACAUGUCAACGUGAGCUAUACUGAACGCGGCUCGGGCGAGGAGCGUUAUGGUCCAAUGUGUGCAAACCGCUUUGGUGUUUACACUACACUGUGCCCGCGUGGCACGGUAUGGCGGCGUUAUUGGGCGUGCAGCUCGUGGCACAGCGGAGAGAGCAAGGGAUGAGACCUAUCAGCCCACAGGUAGAUCGCACAUGACUGUUGUAUUGCUUACCUUCAUGUAGCAGUGAUGGAGUUGCACUCCUGGUGCCAGUGUCAGGUGCUGUCCGGCGAAGACAGAGUUCGAGCGUCACUUAUCACCGUGUUACUGUUUGUUGUGUGCUUGCGUUGCAUCUUCGGUGGCCAUGCGAGUUAUUGGAAUAAAUCACAUUG